AUGUCUCGUUUCAAAGGAAAGCACCAAACAUUUCGACCUCAAAAGCCUUAUUGGCUCAAGCCUCCCAAGACGCCUUUACAAAAGGCGCAUUUUCAACGUAUGCUUGCAGCCGUCAUCGCAAACACCCGCCGUGCACCUCCGAUUCCCCAUGAUAUGGCUAAUUACGGCGAUGGUGAUCUAGAGCCUCUCCUACCUGAAGAAAUAGCCGAUCACCUUCCACAUCCCGAUUUCAUCGACGAGAUAUAUCAAGAACGAAUCGAAGAAGAGCGACGACAACACAAUCUCCUCUUGGAACAGUCAUCACAAGAGAUGUUCAAUGCCUACAUCGAAUGUCAUCUCAAGACUUCCGAAUGGGGAAAUCCAGCGUUUUGGGACUUUGAUUACAAGCCGGCAUGUAACUGCCCACCUAGUCAAUGGCGUGAACGAAAUAUUGAUCUCAUAGACAUUUUAUUCAGACGCAAGGCUAGGUACCCUGUGACAGCUUUUUCUAUACGGCUCCUCCGAUUCUACCAUGUUGUAUGGAAAUAUUGUACCACACGUGUAGGCCCAUUUGCUCGCGGCCUGGACGAGUUUCUUGACGUGUUUAAUCCGCUCAUGCUCACAAAGAGUGAUUGGCCUCGCGAAUGGCAUACACCUCUGUCUUGGGUAAUAGACACCUAUCAAAUGAUGCUCACAAUGACCGAAACCGCGCUCGAUGCUGAACUCCAACUUACCACACAGGACAAGUUAGCCGAGAACUGCCCUUGGUGUUUUGGCCCUCCUGUCAAGAGUGGGCUGAUCUUAUCGGAGCCCGACAUCAUCGUUUGCCUUGAUGGAAAUUUCCAACAUCGAAGGCAUAUAAGUGCCGGAACCAAAGCAGCCAAAACGGCAACAAAGAUGCCAAAACUUUUCAUUCCGGAUCAGCAAGUCACCGAAAUGGAACAACGACUAUCUGGUCUUUCCGACGAUGACUUUGUAUAA
This is a messenger RNA of Melampsora larici-populina 98AG31, 960 nucleotides long. RefSeq lists its product as uncharacterized. NCBI's taxonomy places the organism in Eukaryota, Fungi, Basidiomycota, Pucciniomycetes, Pucciniales, Melampsoraceae. Bases 1 to 960 code for a protein of 319 amino acids. The transcript is spliced from 4 exons. The record is from RefSeq and is a predicted model, not a curated record.